Messenger RNA from Amblyraja radiata (thorny skate), 1158 nucleotides. RefSeq lists its product as uncharacterized. The transcript is spliced from 9 exons. Bases 83 to 886 code for a protein of 267 amino acids. Lineage: Eukaryota; Metazoa; Chordata; Chondrichthyes; Rajiformes; Rajidae. The record is from RefSeq and is a predicted model, not a curated record.
AGGGACAGAGGGUUUCCACGCCUCUCCCUCACCUUCCACCUCCUCUGAUCGCCAUUCUCCAUGGUCUGCACUCCACGCGAAGAUGUCUGGAAGAAAUGUCUCCUGGAAGAAUUUCGUCUCUGGAAUAUUCCUCUGUUCCCUCUUCACCCUCACUUCCGUCUUCACUUCAGGAAAUGUCAUCCCAGAGAAACAACAUUACACGUGUAAAGAUUCAGGAGUUCAAACGAUGCCACAAAUCCAGUCUUUCCAAAAUUGCCAAAAAAUAUAUAUUAUAAUUAAUUCUCUCUCCCUGUCUCUCCAGGAAAGAGUAGUUUGCGAUGAUCUAGGUUGUAUCCCACCGAUGAUAAACAAAACAGCGUUUACUGGAUGCAAUAUUAUUGAACGUCAUUAUUUUUGUAAUGGCAUUGAAACACGGCAAAUUUUCAAACCUCUACUAGAAGGUGCCAAGUUGACCACGAUGCCUGGACCAUACAGACCGGGAGAAAGUGUUUGGAUAAUCUGCAGUGCCCCAGAAAAUUAUAGCGCACACUCGUUCCGGCUAACUAAAGAUGGAACAGACACAGGGAGUUCCUGGAAAACCACUCGAUUACCCAACGACACAGUGGAAUUCCGCAUCCCCAACAUUAGCAUGGCAGAUAGCGGGAACUAUAGCUGCAGUUACAAAGCAGAAAUUCGCAAUGAGACCUUCAACUCCAACCGGAGUAACAUCGUAGCUAUCAACGUUGUUGUAUUUAUUGGAAGAAAAAUUCCCGGAAGAAAAAUCUCACAGAUGGCCCUUGUAAAGAUCAUUCCAAGCUGUCAGAAGUGUUGCAACAUUUGUACGCAAGUGGCGACAAAGAGAGACAGGAAACUCUCAAAAGCUCAAAGGAUGAAGAUAUUAUAUUAAUUGAAUGAUACAGCGUGGAAACAGGCCCUUCGGCCCAACUUGCUCUUGAAAGUGCUAUCAGUCGGAUAUAUUAGUUUACAAAAUGGUGUUGUUCUACAAAAGCAUGGUCUAGUAGAAGACAAGAAUUGCUCCUGUGCCAAGUGUGAAUGACAUUGCAAAUUAUAUGGAACACAAUAUGAAGAAUCGGUUGUCUUUUUAAUGAAGACAUUAAGAUGGAAACCUGCAGAAUAAGAUGGGUCACAGUUUAAGGAUAAGGGGGAAAUCUUUUAGGA